UGCAGUUCACCGCUCCCUCGCCCACGGAUUCCAGGAAGUGCCCGGCUGUUACCUUAUCAACGAGCUCAAGCUAACCAACACGACAUGAGGACACCAUGCUAAAAAGUCCAAUGAUUUCACAUCGUUAAACAGCAUGUAUUCAUCAAGAAUUCCGGUCGUUGUUUUAUUCCUGUAUUGUGUGUUCCUCGUGGUCUCAGGCGUCCAGAGGCUGACACUAACCCCUGACCAAGGCACCGCCCUCAACAUAAGCAACCAGGUCAAAGGGUCGCAAUGCAAAGUGUGCUUAGGGGCGAGGUGCAGGUUCGACACAUCUCUGUUGUUAAAAGAAAACACCCCUUCUGUGGUGGAAUUUGAUUGCCCCCGACCUGAAGAUGUAUUUAAAGUGGAGAUAAUUAGAAAUAUAGAAUGUACAGCAACGUCGUGCAGCAGCGACACCAUCCAGACGGAAUCAGACCCCUAUACGCAGCUGGAGUUCCAUCGCACAUUUACUUGGAACCUGAAAGCCUCAGCACCAAAAGCGAUCCAAGUGGACUUCACUAAAGGGGGUCUGAGACAAAUAAGUCCAUCUGCGAACUGUCCAGACAGACACACCUACACCCUAAAGGCCUUCCAGGUGUCAGGGACUGUUGUCAUUGGGAAAUACUGCAGAGGAGGCCCAAUCAGUGCUGCUCAGAUAUUGAAUGAGGGCAGCUUCUCUCUGGAUGUUCCACCAAGUCUGAAGGUGCAAAGGGACCAGUUUGGUGUGUCUGUUGGGGAGGAAAUUAAAUCCCUUGCCAAAAUCACAGUGUCUUUGCCACGCCGGAGCUCUUCCAUCGAGUUGCUCUCUCCAAACUUCCCGGAGAGCUUCCCCGAUGACGACGUGAUGGAGUGGCACUUUCAUAUCGAGGCGAAAUAUAAGGCGACUAUUGAGUUCCUAAACAUCACACAGCCGCGUUGUCUAAAGAAGGAAACAGCGGCAGAGUAUCACAGUAAAGGCAGGCGGGCGCUGGUGCUAGGUCUAACGGACACCAUGCCGGUCCUAAAUCAGGGGGACUUCUCUUUGACUCUGAGAAACUGUGAAAUGGACAGAAGACGAGCUGGUUCUCCAGGACUGUCCCUGAAACUCAAUGUGUCCUCUUUCAAGGCGAGUUCACCAGUGUUGUGUUCUGUCGACCUGAGGAAGUUGAAGGUCCUUUCUCUUCACUUGGAAAGGUUGAGGUCGGCAUCUGAAUGUGAGAUGAAGAUGAACUCUAUGACGAUGGAGAAUAUCACAGUCCCAUCUGGAAGCGUUACUCAGCUGUCUUUCCAGGACUGUCUUCCCCAAGACGUGCUCGUCACCGCCAGUGGAGUCAUCGGUUGUACCCAAUUUCAGGACUGCCCGAAGCGUCAAGUUCCUCUUUCAGUGCCUUCGCUGCCAAAAUGCCUCCCAGCCCCUCUCAGCGCUGUGACCUGGGCCCUCCGCCCUCCUCUGCAUGGCACUGUCGAGCUAGAGUCUUUAAUCGGACCCCUGCAGCAGCACCUCCCUGAGCAGCCAUGCAACGACAGCCUCAUCACACUGAUCGAAGAUGACAAAACUACUGUAGCCCUUUUAUGUCCUCACGGGGCCAUUCGGAAGGUCCAAAUCCACACCAACAUAUCUGUCACUGUGACCAGAAGGGAGGGCCAAGCACUGACACCUACUGUGAAGCCUAUGUUGAGAGCCAGUUUGACAGACGAGAUAGCAGAAAGAUACAUAUUCACCGUAUUACCCAAAAAAGACGAGCCCAUUCUUUUGGCGACGCCUGGUUGGCCAGCUGGGAUGGAGUCCUACGCCACCGUCUCCUGGAUCGUCACGCUUCCCCCUAAGACGGAGGUGCACUUGAUGUUUGUCAACCUUAGCCAGCCCAAAUGCGCCAACCGCCACACCAACAUCCGAGUGCAGAGGAUGGACAGUCUAGAGGAGGACUACAGUCGCAGGGAGGAUGAGGAGGCCGAGGAGGUCAGCGUUUCUGAAAACUUCUACCUAAACAUGUCCAACUGCAUGCCUGAGAGAGGAGACUUCAAGGUCAUCACAAAGCUGACCCUCAGGAAAAGCACAAACAUGAUGUUGGUUACCAUCGCUAGUGUGGUCGCGGCUCUGGUGCUGCUUUUCAUCAUCGUGUUGGUGGUGGUCUGUUUUGUUAUCAAGAAGAAGAAAAAGAAGCUUGAACAUCAGGUGUCCAUCUACAAUCCCAAUGGAACCAACUUCCAACCGGGACGCAACGGCUUCCCAAAAUCUCGCGAGGACAACGAGUCCCAUGUGUACGCCUCCAUUGAGGACACGCUGGUUUAUUUAUCUCGAAAACGUGUCAUGUGUUAUGUCCGAUACAAACCAGUUGCCAAUAAACGAACUAUAUAAUCCUGUCCUCAACACGAUAGACGUUACAAUAAUUGAACGGUUGGCGACAACAUGGAGGUGGGAGUUUACCAGGAGUAUCCUUUGUCACAGCAACAGGCUCCCCCGCUUCCCAAAAGGCCCCUGAGCCACACCUUUGUGGACAAUGUAAUUUACCAGUCCCAACCCUCGCUGGAAGAGCAUUCCGCUGAGAUAGGGCCACGACUGGAACCAGAGGGAGGCAACUGAUUGGACGCAGCUUUAACUUUUGGAGAUGUUGUGAUUACUUGCUGCUCAGCCUCACAAGAUGUCCUCUUUUUUUCUUCUCUGCUGCCAAAUUUAGACACACAAACUACGCAUGUCCAGGCCUGCAUGUGCUUGUUGCCUUCAUUUUUUAUCUUGGAUGGCGGAACUUCUCUUGGGAAAGCAGAACUGAAUCACCCUUUUGUACUUUCGACCAAUGGAAAAACAAGGACUUUUUUUUCCAUUUUGUACAGAUGGAGAUUGUUCAAGGGAAAACAACGUCCUGUAUGUUAUUUAAAUGCCUUUUAUCCACUUUUACCAAUAAAGUGGUAAAAAAAAGAUGCUUCCAUUCACACAAUGGUUAUCCUUCUUUAGUGGCGAUCUAAAAUAAACUUUACAUAGACACAUACUGUUUUAAAUCACCACUGUUUGUUCCAAUGACAACAUUGCUUUAGCAUAAUUAAGUGACUUUGGUAAACAUACAUAUAAUAAAUGAUUAAAAACCUGAGCAAAAGCUAAAGGGGCCUUUUAAGGCUAACAAAAAACAUGUUUUUAAAAUCAUGUUUUUAAAUAAACAUUGAUUGUAUGCGACAAACUUUUUGGUCCAGUGACUUCAAAAUGAUUCAACUGUCUUGUUUGAGUGUUUCUUUAUUUUGUAAUGACACUGAUGUCAAAAUACUGUAACAUUUCCGCAGGGGGGUCUCGCACAGGGCACUAUUGAAGCUAAAACAGCCACUGGCCUGUGGAUUUGAUGUGCAGUUUUAAUUCAAGACCUUUCUAAAAAAUAUGGCAUAUGUCCUUACAUUUUUACAACGGCCAUACUGUAAUAGUAAAUACCGUGUAACAUAUUUUUCGAA
Molecule: messenger RNA, 3432 nt
Organism: Entelurus aequoreus (snake pipefish)
Lineage: Eukaryota; Metazoa; Chordata; Actinopteri; Syngnathiformes; Syngnathidae
Product: CUB domain-containing protein 1-like
Source: RefSeq, a predicted model, not a curated record